Molecule: messenger RNA, 736 nt
Organism: Closterium sp. Naga37s-1
Lineage: Eukaryota; Viridiplantae; Streptophyta; Zygnematophyceae; Desmidiales; Closteriaceae
Source: the annotation of a GenBank genome assembly
UGCUCUGAGUGGCGCACCGAAUCUUGGAAACUCUCUGGCUCCCGCCGCUCCUGCGUCCGCCCCCGCUCCAGUGAAUGCGCAAGCUCCGGCCGCGCCCCUUGCUGCUCCUGCGCCACCCGCAUUGGCGUACCCGCGGGUUCCCGCUCCUGGCGCUGAUCGUGCUCCGCAUGCAUCCUUGUGUCCUGUUUCUGCUGCGCCAUAUCCCCCGCUGCCCUGGAUUCCUCCUCUUUCGGGCACGGGAUUUGUGGGGGCGGGAGGCGGAGGGGCGAGGAUGGCCUUUGUCCCUCCGCGGCAGCGUGCUGAUGUUCCAUCAGUGCAGCCCCCGCCCCCUCUUCCUGUUCCGGCUGCGCUUCUGACCACUGGGCUGGCCCAAGUUCCCACGGCGACUCUCGCCCAGUUGUGGCGAUUGGUGGAGUGUCAGCAGGCCCUGACACUGAUUCUGGUGAACUCACAUUUUGCCAUUCUCCGAAACCCAGGGAGCACUCUUGAUCGUGAUGCGCGAGCUGAUUGCAUGGCGGCUGCUGCCCAGCUUGCCUUCCUCCUCCUACCCGUGCUGGGAGCGCCUGCGUUGGGAGGCGUAGCGGUCUCGCAGCUGGACGAGACGGUCCAGGGUCUGACAGCACACCUCCGCGAUGGAGGCGCGAUUGAAGCUGUCGGCGCGACCGCGUUAGUGGUCCAGCAGUUGUGGAGGACCAUGCGCGGUAUCCUUGCGGCACUGGAUGCCCACUUGAUGUAG